Staurois parvus is the source of this 321-nucleotide messenger RNA. NCBI's taxonomy places the organism in Eukaryota, Metazoa, Chordata, Amphibia, Anura, Ranidae. The record is from the annotation of a GenBank genome assembly.
UGCCGCCUAUCAGUGCCAGUCAGUGCCGCCUAUCAGUGCCAAUCAGUGCCAGUCAGUGCCACCUAUCAGUGCUGCCAGUCAGUGCUGCCUAUCAGUGCCAGUCAGUGCCACCUAUCAGUGCCAGUCAGUGCCUGCCAGUCAGUGCCAUCUAACAGUGCCAGUCAGUGCCACCUAUCAGUGCCAUAUAUGAGUGCCACUUUUCAGUGCACAUCAGUGAUGGCUGUCAAUGCCAUCAGUGCCACCUACCAGUGCCUCAUCAGUGCCCAUCAGUGCCACCUAUCAGUGCCCAUCACUGCAGCCUCAUUAGCGCACAUCAGUGGA